Molecule: messenger RNA, 2219 nt
Organism: Nematolebias whitei (Rio pearlfish)
Lineage: Eukaryota; Metazoa; Chordata; Actinopteri; Cyprinodontiformes; Rivulidae
Gene: hps1
Product: HPS1 biogenesis of lysosomal organelles complex 3 subunit 1
Exons: 18
Coding region: 193-2202 (669 amino acids)
Biological process (GO): vesicle-mediated transport; melanosome assembly
Cellular component (GO): BLOC-3 complex
Molecular function (GO): guanyl-nucleotide exchange factor activity
Source: RefSeq, a predicted model, not a curated record
CAACGCGACGAAUGACAGCGACCUGCGAACUCAACACACUGAGGAGAAACUCUCUCGUUUUGGGUCCAAACAGACGCUGAGCCGAGAUGCUGGGAGUGUUCAUCGACAAAACCCCAGAAGUAAAGUGUGUGGGGGUGUUGGCGUGAAGCGGACAGCGGGGUGCAGCAGAGCAGGAGCACAUCUGGGGUCCAGAUGAAGUGUUUGCUGAUAGCCAGCGAGAGCGCCGAGGUCCUUUUUCACUGGACUGACCUGGACUAUCAGCAGAACAUCCAGGAGCGGUAUGGAGCCGCGCAAGAAGAAGGGGAGGAGCUCCCUGCCUUUGAAGACAUCCUGAGCACUCUGUUUGCUCCGAUCAUCAUCUCCUACAGCACCAUGGAGGACAGCUACACCUCCUUCACCACAGCCGACAACCACAUCUACGUGCUACACCAGUUUGAUGAGUGUCUCUACAUCGCUUUGAAUGGAGACGGUGAAGAGAAGGAGGAUGAUCUGAGGAGAAAACUGUACGUGGUGAAGAAGAUGAUCGAUGUCAUGUUUGGCAUGGUCACCCUGAGCGGGACCCUCCUGAGAAAAGAGCUGCGUCCUCAGGACACAGAGCAAAGAACACGACUGUGGAAGUAUCUGCAGAGUCUCAUCGAGACCUACAGCCACCUCCGGGACAACGACCAGAGUUUCUUAGUUGAGGCAGUGGAGAGGCUGAUUCAUCCCACUCUGUGUGAGCAGUGCAUCGAGUUCCUGGAGCGCCGCCUGGUGCAGCAGCUCAACAGCAGCGUGGAGAGGGCAGGAGAGGAGGUUCUGCACGCCUUCAUCCUGGUCCACACUAAACUGCUUGCUUUCUACUCCAGCCGCAACGCAAGUAUCCUCACCACCUCAGACCUCCUGGCGCUCAUCGUCAUGGCCCAGAAUCUGUACCCCAGCUAUGUGGACCUGGAUGAUCCAAGUCCUGAGGAUGUUGAGAGCACAUCUGGUUCUGGUCCUGAAAGUUUUUACACCCCGGAGCCCUCACCUUCCAGCAGAGACUCCAGCACUGGCAGAGGAGGAACUCCCGUGUUCGAGUUUGUGGACCCAGACAUCCAGAUGGCCGAGGACAGCUUACACACACUGGAAGUCGGUCCACCCGACCCUUCAACCCCUCGCCGGGUUUUCCUUGAUGUGUGCCUCAAAGAUGGAUUGUAUCCCAUGAUGCCUCACUCCAUGUACUGUCUCCCGCUGUGGCCUGGCAUCACCCUGGUUCUGCUCACUAAGAUCCCCAACAGUGCAGUAGCCAUGUCUGUGUAUAAAUACUUGGAGGACUUUAACAAGCUGGAGAAGCGUUUACAAGAAGGCCAAGGGAGUCCUGCUGCAGCCAGAAGCCCUCUGAACAUGUAUGACGUUCGCAGCAAACUGGACAAAUUUAUCAAAGCUUUAGGGCCUCACGAGUUUCAGUUUGCACAGCUACAGAGCGUCUGGACAGAGUUUAAGAACAAAGCUUUUGCCAAAGGAAAAUCUGGAUUUAGCAGAGAUCUUAUUCCGUUGUGUAAGAAAAUGAAGACCCAGCUGUGCAGCAUAUAUCGACAAUGUUUCCUCAUGGACGUUCCUCAGCGCCUCUCCCUUGGUCUGCAGGAACGAGCCCAGGCUAUGGUGCAAGAGAAACUGAUGGACUGGAAGGACUUCCUGUUGGUGAAAAGCAAGAGGAACAUCACAAUAGUGUCGUACCUGGAGGAUUUCCCAGGCCUCAUCCAUUUUAUCUGCGUGGACCGAUCGAGUGGCCAAAUGAUCGCUCCGUCACUCAGCAUCACGGAGCGCACCACGUCUGAGCUGGGAAAGGGACCUGUGGCUCAUCAUAUUAAAAACAAGGUGUGGGGCCUGGUCAGAACAACACGGCGCUAUCUUCAGAAGGGUUAUUCCACCGUCACUCUGCGUGACGGAGACUUCUACUUCUGUUACUUCCUCUGGUUUGAAAACGAAACUGGGUACAAGUUAGACUCAGUGGACAUACCUGUACUAUCUGAUGACUCCCCACCCAUCGGGGUGCUUGCCUGUGAUUACUACAAGAGGUUACUUCGGUACUACAGCAAGAACUAUAAAGAUAAAGUUGAGACUGUAAAGUGCUACGAGCUCCUGACGGUCCAUCUGGGGGUCAUCCCCACUGAAAUCAUCCUCCAGCACUGCAGACAACUUGCAAGCAAACUGUGGGAGCCGUCACGCAACCCGCUGCUGUAAACCGGCCGUCACACUGA